AGUUUUGACCAAGUUUGGGUGCAGCUUGCCUGCGAAGCUCUUAGUAGCAUCAGCCUCUUCCUUCGCCUUUCAGGGGCUCCACGUAUAACACGGAGCAUCAGGAAGCACCGUCAUUCCCAACCUGCUCUCCAGGACACUCCAAAACACCCAAGCCUGCCAUCCACAGGGACAUGAAGACUUGGAUCCUUCUUGUUGGGGCAGGAAUAGCCCUGGGUUGCGUGUCUGGUGACCUGUACUCGGCCCCUGACUCCUGUGAGGGACGCUGCGAGGAACUCUACAGUGAGGAAGAUGAGUGCCACUGCAGCCCCGAGUGCGAGAGGUACCACAACUGCUGCGAGGAUUACUACAGGCACUGCCAACCCGGUGGAGAAUGGUUUGAGGAGACAGCUCGCACCCGUGACGGCUUCUCCAGCAGCCGAGAUGCCAUCACCGAUGAGGAGCUCCUCCACGUCUCAGAGCAGCUUUACAAGGCGGAUCACAACAAAGCCCGGCCAACCGACAUCAUCAUUAACCCCCAGUACCAGGCCUCCCCAGAUGAGACGGGUGACCAGGAGGACCGGUCCCCACAGCCGCUCUAUAAAUACGUCAACGAGGAGCUCUUCUCCAAACCCACCUACGCCAGCUUCAUUAAACUGCUGGACAACUACCAGAGGGUGACUGGCAGGGAGGAGGAUGUGACGGCAGAGGAGCUGAGGGAGCAGGACCACUUCCUCAAGGAGGUGAUGAAAACGGAGCUCAUGAAGAAACUCUUUGCUUUCCUCUACAAGAAAAAUCGCUACGGCUCCGAGCAGGAGUUCCUGGCCGAUUUGAAGGAGAUGUGGUUUGGCCUCUACUCCAGAAGUGCUGGUGAGCAGGACUCCAGCGGCUUCGAGCACGUCUUCUCAGGGGAGGUGAAAAAAGGGAAAGUGUCUGGAUUUCACAACUGGAUUCGCUUCUACCUCCUUGAGAAGCAGGGCAUAGUCAACUACUUCAGCCACAACUUCAACGGGCCGUGGGACACCUACCCCGACGUACUGGGGCUGCAGUUCAGCUGGGAUGGCUUCUACAAAGAGGUGGGUUCUGCCUUCAUCGGCUGCAGCCCCGAGUUUGAGUUUGGCCUGUACACGUUGUGCUUCAUCGCGCGUCCUGGGAGGGCAUGUCACCUGAGCCUGGGCGGCUACAGCCUCAGCAUCCAGACCUACACCUGGACCAAAUCCACGUACGGCAACGGCAAGAAGUACAUCGCCACCGCCUAUGUGAUCUCGCCCUGAGGCUGGGAGGAGGGGGGUGACCACAGCACUGGGCAGGACUGGUCCUGCUGUGGGAGGCAGACGGCACAGCUGCAGGACCAGCGCAGGGUUCCGGAGGGAGCUGGGCAGGACGUGGUGGCCUCGCUCUGCAUGGAGGCAGCGAAGGCAUGGAGACAGCGAGAGGAUGGAGACAGCAGUUUUGCCACCCUUCGAUCCCGUCGGAUGUCAUGUUCCCUGGUCACAACAGAAGAGCAGGGGGAAGGCAGCCACUUGCAGCUGAAGGUAAAACCCUCAAGUGAAAUAAAUCCUAAACCCUGACCCUGGAUGGAGA
Cuculus canorus (common cuckoo) is the source of this 1560-nucleotide messenger RNA. It is a transcript of the gene ENDOU, whose product is annotated as endonuclease, poly(U) specific. Gene Ontology annotation, biological process: immune response. Gene Ontology annotation, molecular function: RNA endonuclease activity; polysaccharide binding; scavenger receptor activity. The transcript has 9 exons. Bases 171 to 1250 code for a protein of 359 amino acids. The record is from RefSeq and is a predicted model, not a curated record. Lineage: Eukaryota; Metazoa; Chordata; Aves; Cuculiformes; Cuculidae.